This is a messenger RNA of Paramecium tetraurelia, 1542 nucleotides long. RefSeq lists its product as uncharacterized. The record is from RefSeq and is a predicted model, not a curated record. NCBI's taxonomy places the organism in Eukaryota, Ciliophora, Oligohymenophorea, Peniculida, Parameciidae. The transcript is spliced from 6 exons. Gene Ontology annotation, molecular function: cysteine-type deubiquitinase activity; proteasome binding; protein binding. Gene Ontology annotation, biological process: protein deubiquitination; regulation of proteasomal protein catabolic process; proteasome-mediated ubiquitin-dependent protein catabolic process.
AUGGAUCAAAUAGAGGAAGAGCGCAAGAUAAUCCAAAUAGAAAUCAAAUACACCACUGAAAUCCACAAAAAUGUGCCCAUCGAUCUCAAUGGAACUGUACUCAAGUUCCAGGAGACACUCCAGGAACUGCUCAAGGUCCCCAUUGAGAAAUAGAAGAUUAUGAUCAAGGGAUCCCUCUUGAAAAAGGACCAGGACAUUUCAAAAUUGAAUCUCAAGAAUGGACAACAAAUCAUGGUCAUGGGAGCACGGGAAGAGCAUCUUUUAAAUUUGAAAUAGGGCAAGAAAAUUUUUGAAGAGGAUCUCACUCCAGAAUAGAAGGCCAUUCUAUUGAAGGAGAAAGCAGGGAUUGUUCUACCAAUAGGAUUGGUCAAUUUGGGAAAUACUUGCUAUAUGAAUGCCUCAAUUUAAAUUUUGAGAAGAGUCAACGAGUUGAAUGAAUACGUCAAGAGCAACACAAAGCAAGGACAGGGAUCAAGUGUCAAGUUUUUUAAUGCAUUAAAGGAUGUCUUCCAAAAACUUGAACUCAAGGGCGAACCAUUUAAGCCUUAGAAUUUUCUGGCCGUUUUCUUCUAGUUGUAUCCAGAGUUCGCUUAAAGGGACAACCAAAUGCAACUCAAGCAACAAGACGCUGACGAAUGCUUUUAAAACAUCCUUUAGACCAUUUAACCAUUGACCGCCUACGAGAAUGAAGAGGGAAAGGUAAAAAACCUAAUCCAAGAACUCUUUGAAAUAGAACUGGAAUCAACAAUUGAGAAUCAAGACAUACCAGAUGAACCAAAGAAGGUGGCUAUCGAGAAGGGAAGAAAGUUAAUGUGUAUUAUUGACAAUCAGAGCAAACCAGUCAACACAUUGGUGGAAGGUAUUACAGUGAGUUUGGAAGAGCAGAUGGAGAAGAUCUCUGAGACUGAUCAAUAGACCCAUAUCUAUAAGAAAACACAAAGGAUUAGUAAAUUGCCUAGUUAUUUAUUAUGCCAGAUGGUUAGAUUUUAUUGGAAACAAGGAGUAUAGGGCAAGGAGGGAGUGAAGGCCAAAAUUUUGAGAAAUGUGGCAUUCCCAAAGAUUUUAGAGUUAUAUGAUUUCUGCACUCCAGAAUUACAACAAGUAUUGCAAGCUGGAAGAGAUUAUGAAAAAAAGAAACUGUUGGAGAUGGCUGCCAAGGAAACAGAUGAGUUGGAACAAUUCAAAAAGGAUUUAGAGGCAUCUGGUAAGAUGGUGCCUGAUGAUACCAGAGAAAUCUACAAGCAAUUUAAGGCCAAAAAAUUACAAGAGGAAAUCAAGAAUCAUGAUGAUUAGUUGUAUAGAAAACAUGGAUAUGGAUUGGAUACAGGAAAUUACGAGUUGAUUGGAGUUUUAACUCAUACUGGAAGAGAGGCUGACUCUGGACAUUAUAUGGCUUGGGUGCAUCAUUCAGGAGAUGAUUGGAUAUGGUAUGAUGAUGACAAGACUGCAGAGAGGAAAAUUGAAAAUAUUUUGGAUUUGAGAGGAGGUGGAGAUUGGCAUAUGGGUUAUUAUCUGCUGUAUAGAAAAUUAGAAAUUGAGUGA